This is a messenger RNA of Ananas comosus (pineapple), 1611 nucleotides long. RefSeq names its product ATPase GET3-like. The transcript is spliced from 11 exons. The coding region runs from base 88 to 1269 and encodes 393 amino acids. Gene Ontology annotation, biological process: post-translational protein targeting to endoplasmic reticulum membrane. Gene Ontology annotation, cellular component: GET complex. The record is from RefSeq and is a predicted model, not a curated record. Lineage: Eukaryota; Viridiplantae; Streptophyta; Magnoliopsida; Poales; Bromeliaceae. Gene Ontology annotation, molecular function: ATP binding; ATP hydrolysis activity.
UCUCUCUCUCUCUCGAAGCUCUCGAAGCAACUACUACUACAUUGCUCUCUCUCUCUCUCACACACACACACACAAACACACGCGCAAAUGGUGCUCCUCUCCCCAUCGCCCCACCUCGCGCGCCACCUCUCCCUCGCGGCCUCUCGACACCUCUCACCAUGGUCGACCUCGCUCCCCCUUCCUCGCUCGCGGCCCCUCCUCCUCGUCCGUCGCCGCGUCCUCCACGUGCAAGCAAUUGCUACUCCAGCAGAAACUACUGUUGGGUUCGACGAGAUGGCUGCUGACACAAAGCGGAAGUAUUACAUGCUUGGCGGCAAAGGUGGUGUCGGCAAGACAAGCUGCGCAGCUUCCCUCGCCGUGAAGUUUGCAAACAACGGCCAUCCGACCCUUGUAGUCUCAACUGAUCCUGCUCAUUCUUUAAGUGAUUCCUUUGCACAGGAUUUGAGUGGAGGAACAUUGGUACCUGUUGAUGGACCAGAUUCUCCCCUAUUUGCACUUGAGAUAAAUCCCGAGAAGGCUAGGGAAGAGUUUCGAACCGCAAGCCAAAAAAGUGGUGGAACUGGGGUCAAAGAUAUCAUGGAUAGUAUGGGACUUGGAAUGCUAGUUGAGCAGCUAGGAGAACUAAAACUAGGAGAAUUGCUUGACACUCCUCCCCCUGGACUAGAUGAAGCUAUUGCAAUUUCGAAGGUUAUGCAAUUUGUUGAAGCACAAGAAUAUAGCAUGUUCACCCGUAUAAUUUUUGACACUGCUCCUACUGGGCAUACACUUCGGCUUUUGUCCUUGCCUGACUUCUUGGAUGCAUCUAUAGGCAAGAUUAUGACGCUGAAGAGGAAGUUGGCUUCAGCAACCUCGGCUAUUAAAUCAGUUUUUGGACAAGAAGAAACACAACCGGAUGCGUCUGACAAACUAGAGCAACUAAGGGAGAGGAUGGUCAAAGUGCGAGAGCUUUUCCGCGACACAGAAUUGACAGAAUUUAUUAUAGUGACAAUCCCAACGGUUAUGGCGAUCAGCGAGUCGUCGAGACUCCAUGCUUCCUUAAAGAAAGAGAAUGUGCCUGUGAAGAGGCUGAUUGUUAACCAAGUUUUACCACCAUCUGCAUCAGACUGCAAAUUUUGCGCAAUGAAAAGGAAGGAUCAAACGCGCGCCCUCGACAUGAUCCAGAACGAUCCCGAGCUUAUGGGCUUAAAGCGAAUCCAAGCACCGCUUGUCGAUGUCGAGAUCAGAGGUGUUCCGGCGCUCAGAUUUUUGGGCGAGAUUAUAUGGAAGUAGCCAUCUAGUAACGGUCGAAGCGCCACAAGAUUCAUACGACGGCUCAUCCGACGAUCUCGCUCUCUCGAAUGAUACCUCAUACGCCGUCAACUUCAUAAUACACGCCGCGAGUAAUUUGCUGUUUAUUUCGAAAGCACAAGAGCAGGGCUGCCAUGCUGAGACUAGUACAUGUUGCGAACGGUAAAACUGUUGACAGGCACACGAAAAUUAGAGCAAAUUUUCUCUUGAUGUCUUUCUUAUAUAAAAGACAAGAUAAUUUUGGUACUGAGGUUUUUUAUAUUUGUAUCUUUGAGUUGAUUUUUAUUUUCCUAUUUGAAAAUCAAUUACUUCUUAUUGUACUUA